CACAAGCACCUGAUAGCUGAGAGUGAGAAAGAACUGAGACGACAAAGAGAAGAAAAACAAUGGAGAAGAUAGAGCACACGACGAUUUCCACCAAUGGCAUAAACAUGCAUGUGGCAUCGAUAGGUUCAGGUCCAGUUAUCCUCUUCCUCCAUGGCUUCCCCGAUCUCUGGUACUCGUGGCGCCACCAGCUUCUCUCUUUCGCUGACUUAGGUUACCGCGCAAUCGCUCCGGAUCUCCGAGGAUACGGCGAUUCCGACUCGCCUCCGUCUCCUGAAUCUUACACCAUCCUCCAUAUCGUCGGAGACCUCGUCGGAUUACUGAAUUCACUCGGCGUCGACCGGGUUUUCCUCGUCGGCCACGAUUGGGGAGCGAUCGUCGCGUGGUGGUUGUGUAUGAUUCGGCCUGAUCGAGUCAAGGCGCUGGUCAACACAAGCGUUGUCUUCAAUCCGAGGAAUCCUUCUGUGAAACCUGUUGAUGCGUUUAGGGCUUUGUUCGGCGACGAUUACUAUAUCUGCAGGUUUCAGGAGCCUGGAGAGAUCGAAGAAGACUUUGCUCAAAUGGAUACAAAGAAGUUAAUAAACAGAUUUUUCACAUCGCGUAAUCCGAGCCCACCUUGCAUUCCCAAGACACUUGGUUUCAGAGGUUUACCUGAUCCACCUGCUUUGCCUGCUUGGCUCACCGAGCAAGACGUCAGUUUCUACGCAGAUAAGUUUAACCAAAAGGGUUUCACCGGUGGACUAAACUACUAUCGCGCUCUGAACCUAAGCUGGGAGCUAACGGCUCCAUGGGCGGGUCAACAGAUCAAGGUCCCUGUCAAAUUCAUAGUGGGUGAUCUCGACAUUACGUACAAUAUACCCGGGACAAAGGAAUACAUACAUGAAGGUGGUUUGAAGAAACACGUACCGUUUCUACAAGAAGUGGUGGUGAUGGAAGGUGUAGGUCACUUCCUUCAACAAGAGAAGCCCGAGGAAGUCACUGACCAUAUCUAUGGCUUCUUCAAGAAAUUCUGAGCCCGCCAUUCACAAUGGCAAGCUUUGCUUUCUUUCGUGGUGUAAGCCUAGUAAUUUGUCUCAAGGAUGAUGAUGUGUGUAAUUUACUUGUUUAAUAAUUCGAAAAAUAUAAGAAACAAAUAUUUUCUCAAGAAAUUGAAAGGGGACGUUUAUACAUCCUAGUGAAUCAAAAAAUAAAAUCGAUUAGUACCAUUUUCGUAGGAGC
Messenger RNA from Thlaspi arvense, 1215 nucleotides. The record is from the annotation of a GenBank genome assembly. Lineage: Eukaryota; Viridiplantae; Streptophyta; Magnoliopsida; Brassicales; Brassicaceae.